Molecule: messenger RNA, 588 nt
Organism: Caenorhabditis auriculariae
Lineage: Eukaryota; Metazoa; Nematoda; Chromadorea; Rhabditida; Rhabditidae
Source: the annotation of a GenBank genome assembly
AUGGUUGACAUGCAAACGAACAAUGGCAAGUACGACGUCAUGACGGACGUCUACAAAACGGACCGAAACGAUAAUCCGAUCCACAACGCCAUGGAAAAGGCCAAGGAGGUCGCCAACGACACGAAACUUGUCGUGAGUUGUUUCUUCUGAAGAGGAAAGAAGGGUUUUUGCAUAAGUCAAAGAUAUUUUCAGUAAUUUUGAGCUUUCAUAAAUAGGAAAUCGGCUUUUCUACAGUGUUCUCAAGUUUCUUAUUUGUUCCAAGUUUUUUCAGAACAGCUUUUUUGAAAAUAAAUAUCUAGAGUCUUUAAGAAACAGUUGGUUUUCAAUUUUUGGUGAAAAAAAUAUUAUAUUUUUACUGUUCCAUGUUAUAGUUUAUCAAUAAUAGUUAUAGAUGUUGAAAUUUUUGGGUCAGUGUUAAUAUUUCCUAAUAAGAAUAAGAUGGAUUGAAACGUAUUUAUUGAACGAAUUCUACUUUUCUGAUGUUUUCAGGCCCGGGACCUGGCCGAAACGGCUUCGGAGAAGAUCAAGAACGUCGUCUACGGCGAAGGCGACAAGAAGGAUCCGCUGGAAAGCACUUCGCCUCAAUAA